This is a messenger RNA of Cyprinodon variegatus (sheepshead minnow), 1081 nucleotides long. Its product is annotated as claudin-4-like. Lineage: Eukaryota; Metazoa; Chordata; Actinopteri; Cyprinodontiformes; Cyprinodontidae. The transcript has a single exon. The record is from RefSeq and is a predicted model, not a curated record. Gene Ontology annotation, biological process: cell adhesion; bicellular tight junction assembly. Gene Ontology annotation, cellular component: plasma membrane; bicellular tight junction. The coding region runs from base 118 to 762 and encodes 214 amino acids. Gene Ontology annotation, molecular function: structural molecule activity.
UGACCCAUUCAGCAAGCUCAUCUGACGCCAAAGGAGCUCAAGGAGUCAAACAGCCUACGUCCAGAAGAGAAAAAGAGAGAACUUCAAAAGCACAACGAAAGAAAAGAUUCCACCAUAAUGGUUUCUACUGGGUUUCAGAUCCUGGGCUCUGCUCUGGGGAUCAUCGGCUGGAUUGGUGCCAUCAUCGUGUGCGCCCUUCCCAUGUGGAAAGUCUCGGCUUUUAUCGGCAGCAACAUUGUGACGUCGCAGAUCACCUGGGAAGGGAUCUGGAUGAACUGUGUGGUCCAGAGCACGGGCCAGAUGCAGUGUAAAGUCUACGACUCAAUGCUGGCCCUCAGCGCUGACCUCCAGGCGGCCCGGGCCCUCACUAUAGUCUCCAUCAUCGUGGGCAUCUUGGCCAUCCUGCUUUCAGUAGCCGGGGGGAAGUGUACCAACUGUGUGAAGGAAGAGUCCAAAAAGAUCAAGGUGGGCAUCGCUUCCGGAGUCAUCUUCAUCAUAGCCGGGGUUCUCUGUCUCAUCCCUGUCUGUUGGACGGCCCACACCAUCAUCCAAAACUUUUAUAGCCCUAUACUGAACCAGUCGCAGAAGCAAGAGCUGGGGGCCGCACUCUACAUCGGCUGGGGUGCAUCUGCAUUGAUGCUGAUUGGUGGGGGGAUGCUCUGUAGUAACUGCCCCCGCAAUGAUAAAGAUGGCUACUCUGCAAGGUACGCAGCCGCCAGAUCUGAUGCCUCGGCUCCUGUUUCCGGAAAAGACUAUGUUUAAAGCAGCUCUGGAGAAUUUUACUGGGACUAAUGAACUGGUGCUGCUGGGUCAGGAGUGAAAAUGAUAGAACGCUUCAUCCUGAUAAGAACCACACCCAAAGAACAAAUUUCCUUUGACGUGUUCAUUACUUGUAUUUAUGGUGUUAAAUGAUGUGUGGACCUUAGUAUGCAUUUCUCUAGCUUUAUAUUUACAUCACUACGUCUCUUUCUGACUGUAACUAUUUUUGAAAGCUCUGUUUUGGUUAUUUUAUGUGGAAUAUUACUCAUCAGCCAAGUGUUUUUUUUUGUGUGGUAGUUGUUUUGUAAAUAAAAAUGCUUUU